Molecule: messenger RNA, 5244 nt
Organism: Agrilus planipennis (emerald ash borer)
Lineage: Eukaryota; Metazoa; Arthropoda; Insecta; Coleoptera; Buprestidae
Product: BTB/POZ domain-containing protein 7
Exons: 6
Coding region: 1162-3801 (879 amino acids)
Biological process (GO): morphogenesis of a branching epithelium
Molecular function (GO): protein binding
Source: RefSeq, a predicted model, not a curated record
CAGUUUCAUGUAGCACCACACUUGCUCAUCUUUUAAAACAUAUAGUUUGUCAGCAAUAUUAAUAACAUCUAAUGCAUUGUCAAAGCCUAUAUAUUCUUUGUUGACUUUAUAUAAACUAAUAUUCUUCAUAUUUAGUUUAUUAUAAACAAUUAUAAAACAAUCUUUCCGUGAUUACUACAUCAAAAAAAAACGAGGUUAAGUUAGGUUAAGUUCUUCAAAGUUGACAGUACCGACCUUGAAUGUAAAACAUUUAUUUAUUUAUUAUUAUUUGACAAUUCAUUUUACAAAAACAAUUAAAAUUGAUCUUCAUUAAAUUAGGAAUCAUAAAAUUAUUUCUUAUAUUGCUUUGGGUAACAUUUUUUAACGAGUUUCACAUUUUCUUUUCAUAUAAAUAAUAAAGUGGAUGUAUUAAUUGAAGAACUUGAGUGACCGAUUUGAUUGAAGUAUCAAUUUGAAUGUGUACAACCUACUGUUUUUGGUCUAUAUUCAUCGUAAUAUUUAAAGUGAUUAAUUAGUGAUUAAUGAUUUUAUUUAGUUAACUGCAGCAGCAGUUUACAGUUUUAAACUUAAAUUUUCACCGCGGAACGCAAACAUGCGCAUGCGAAAUAAUAGUUCGGUGGUGCUUUUUAAUGAUGGGUGGUAGGUCAUCCAUCAUAUAAAAAAUUUUCCAAAAUUUCUUUGUUAAAUACAUGAUAAGCUUUUUUUAAGGUAAAAGCUAAUUAAGAAUAUAAAGAUUAUCAACGGUUAGUAUUUACGGUACUUUGAACUCGAUCGAUUUGAAGCUAAAAUUGACAGAGUUUUACAAGAAUUUUAACCCAUAUGAUUGAUCUGUGAAAGGUAAACCUGGUGAGUGACACUAGUGAAAUUACAAGUGAAAUGUAAACAUUUUUGAGUGUUUUAGAUUUUAGUGAAUUAAUCAAACUUUAAAGUCAUUGUUUUAUAAUACUGCAUACAAAAAAUGCAUUGCUGUGAUUUAUAAACUGUGUUGUGCAUUUUCAAGUUGUACUACACAUUAAACAUGGCUUCUACAAUAGCUUGAAGGAAUGUCAAAGGUAUAUGAGGAUUAAGAAUGUAUUACUUCAGAAGCAGAGAAAUUACAAAUAUUAAAAAUACAUUCAGUACUGCUAGUGACCCUGCACAAAGCUCUUGGUUCAGAAAGUAAUGAACCUCUUUGACUGUCUUUUUCCCUGUGCACUGCAGCACAGUUGGUGGAAUAUUGGUAGUGAACAUUGUAUGAGCCAAGAAUUUGUAAAUAGCAUGGGUGUCAAUUCGUCAGUUGCAGCUGCAGGAGAUGUAGGUAACUCACCUGGUAACUCAGGCUUUACUGAUAUGUCAGCAUACAGAGAUACAGUUGGAAUAAUGAUAAGGGAAAGGAAGAAAAAAAUAGCCGGUCUUUCAACCCUCAAGAAAAAAUUUAUUAAAAGAAGGAGGUCUUCAAAAGCUUGUGAUCAUGGCCGUAUGAUUAGGGAAUUAGUGUCAGACUGGACACCUCUAGAAGUGACAGCUCUUUUAGAAGAAUAUGAAGCACUGGCAGCUCUCAAAGACUUAUGUGUGCAAGCUGAACUAGCAAGGCCACCAGCUUCUACAUUUAAACAAGACUUAUCUGCACUCUAUGAUUAUAAAUAUUGCACUGACGCUGAUUUGGUAUAUCGAGGAGCAUGUUUCCCAAUUCAUCGAGCUUUAUUAUCAAUAAGGUGUCCUUACUUUCGUGACCUUCUUGCCGGCUGUCCUGGUUAUGGUGCAAGGAUUUGUUUAGAACUACGUACUCAAGUAGAUGUGCAACUUUUUUCUGCCCUCUUAAGAUAUUUAUAUACAGGAGAUAUUUGUCCACAUGAUACGAAUAUAGAUUUAAAUUUACUCAGACGUUUACGAGAAGAAUUUGGAACUCCAAACGCUUUAGAAACAGAUCUACAAUACUUAUUAGAGACUGGCGAUUAUGCAGACGCUGCAUUAGUAUUUACAUCGGACGGCUUAGAUUGUCAAAGACCUGACUCGGGAAGUUCUGAGUAUGGGUUUCGGCCUAAACUUGAACUUCCUUGCCAUAAAGCCAUUUUAUCUGCAAGAUCUCCAUUUUUUAGAAACUUAUUACAAAGAAGAUCUCGAACUGGCGAAGAACAUACAGAACGUGCUCUACAUAUUCCUACCAGAAUAGUUCUUGAUGAAAGUGUUAUACCUAAAAGAUAUGCACGUGUUCUGCUCCAUGUGAUAUAUUUAGACCAUGUUGACCUCUCGCUAAUUUCAAGAGGCGGUUGUGGAGGAGGUUUGGGCGAAGCUCAAGCAUUAGCACAUACUGGACGGGUUCGACCAUCUCCAUUAGAAGAAACAAUGGAAUUGUACCAAAUAGGUCGAUUUCUUGAAUUGGACAUUUUAUCUCAAGGCUGUGAAGAUCUUAUAUUAGAAUGGUUAUCACUUGACACAUUGCCAACUGUAUUACAAUGGUCUCAGCAACCGUACGGGUCCGCAUGGGUUCAUCGUCAGGCACUGCAUUUUCUUCGUGAAGAAUUUCAAGCAAUUGUUCAGUCUCCUGUUUUACAUCAGUUAGACAAAGUUCAUCUGCAGGAAGCAUUGAAGAAUCCAUUCUUACAAGCAAGUGAAUUAGAAGUUCUUCAUGGUGUUUUAAAAUGGGGAGAACAGCAACUGGUUAAAAGAAUGGAAGACAGAGAACCAAAUUUGUUGAACCAUACAGCACACUCAGUAACACGCAAAGGGGUUAAAAAGCGUGAUUUAAGCGACGUUGAACUGCGUGAAAUACUUUCAGAUUUAUUACCUUUAGUUCAUAUAGAUCAUGUUUUACCAGCAAACAAUGAAAUACUGAAUCAAGCUAUUCGUAGAGGUUUGGUUAGUACUCCUCCAAGUCAUAUGCUAGGGGGCGACGAAAAUAUGCGCGUUAAUGCCUGGAUAAGAUGCGGAAAAAAUAACGGCCUUUUUAUACGUCCACGGCUAUUUAUGCCAUAUUACGAAGAGCUUAAAAUUCUAGUUGAGGAUCAUCUAGUACAGGAAGUUGAACUGCACAGGAUGAGAAGAGCUAGAUAUAUGCAAGACAUACCAGAUACAUUGUAUAUGGUUGGCCAUAAGCCCAAACAUAGACCCUAUGGCAUGGCAAAUGUUGAUGUUUUAGCGGCUACAAUACCUGUGCCCGAUCGUGCAGUUACUAGCGCUAUGUUAAAAAGGGAACAAAAACUAAGACAGUCUCCAAGUUGUCAAAGAGCUCUUAAUUUAUUGUUGUCUUCAGUUCAUGAAAUUAAUCAACAGAUACGCUUACGUGUUGUACGAGAAUUUAAUCUCCCUGAUCCAGUGGCUGACAUUUUGGAAAGUUGUCACUGCGAAAACGAAAUAGGACCAAAUGAAGAGAAUGUAGUUGAAGCUUCGCCAAAAAAAUUGAAUUUAAAAGGACAUGGUAGCAAUUAUGGUCACCAUAUGACAUUCCCAAGGCAGAACAAUUUCUCAAGGGCUCCACACGAAUUGCCGGCUGUCGUGCCAGAAGGUGAUUUUCGGUUCCCUAAUGAACCAGAAAGCAGUUCUUGCAGCGACGGUCACCUAUCUGAUAUUAUGCCUGAUGUAGCUAUGGCGUCUGCAAGUCUUGGCCAAAUUCAACUGCAUGAACAGCCAGAAAUGGAGUUGGAUUUGGGCGAUGGAGGAUCUCAUCUUCAUGCAGUCGUUGAAACACCACAAAGUUUACGUAAUUCUCUACACCAUCCGGUUGAUUACAGAAAUUAUUCUUCUAGUACUUUCCCCCAUCAUCGGACUGAAUCAACUCAGUCUUAUCAUCACCGGACACCGCCAAUGCCUAGGUUCUUAUAGUCCAGGUUGUAUCGAUACAAUUAAUUAUUUUUCAUCAGAAGCUAGUUAUGUUGUUUACAAUUUGGCUUUUUGUUUUCUUUUGGCCAAUACGUUUUUCGAUGAAUUUCUGUUUAAAUUUGUUGUUGUUUUGCCGAAAUGGGACUUUCUUUUUCAAUUUCUUUAACAAAUAUGACAGUAGAGUUAGAUUAUUAUUUAAAUUUUAAAAGCGAAAAGUAUAAUUUUAAUUUUUAGAUCAUGUAUAAGACUAUUAAUUUCGAAUAUUAUUAUAUAAAUAGUUGUUUGAGAAACGGAAAGUAGGGAAGUAUCCCAUAUUGUUGAUUCUGUUUAUUUUUGCAGUUUACUUGAAAUUUACUUGUGGAUUUUGAAAAGGUACAGGGUGUUCCUUUAAUUUCGUUUUGCUGCUUUACCAAAUAUUAGUUUUCUUUCCUUAACAAAUGGUAGAAGGAGUUUAUGUAAAAACAUUUACUGUAGUGCCCCCACAUGGAAUCUGUGAUUAUGUAAAAACAAUUAAAUAACUGUGGUACUUGACCAUAACGAGGCGAAGUUUGAUCUCUUUAAACAAACUUUCCUGGAACCCGACUAGUAUUUUUGACACUUCCAGCAACCAGUCAUGCUCUGCCAAGGUAAUGUAAUGUAAUAACCCUAAUUGUAUGCUGUUUUACAUAAUAAUCAAUAUUUUUACUGUACUACAACUCAUAAGAUAACUUUUUAAACUUAACUUUUGUAAAAUCCGCAGAAUAUAAGUUUUUAUUGUCAUUUUUAAAUUGGAAAUUUAUAAGAUACAUUCAAAAGGUUUCUACAUGUUACACCACAUCAUUAAGUACUUAAAGAGCAAUGCUUUUAAAUUCUUAACAAUAUUUAUAUUUGCUUAAAAUCUGAACUGUUGAACUAAUACAUCUUUUUUGUUUUUUCAUUCAUUACCUUAAAUUUUUCUGCGAACAUAAAAUUAUAAUGGAUUUGUACUUAACUUCCCUAAACAGUUUUUAUUGAUUUUAAAAUUUUGAGUUAUCUGAUGAGAUGUAGGACAAGACAAAGAUGUUGUAAACUUACAUAAAACAGAGUAAAUAUUCAUAGCAUGCUUGUAUUCCAUUCUAUUAUAGUAAGUGUGGAUGUAAUAGCUUAUAUUACAUUUUUUCAUUAUUGCCUUUCUUUGCAAAAAAAUGAGUUGCAGCUUUUUAUAAAGAAUGCUGUCACUUUUAAACUUUUUUUAAUGGUUGUUUAUGGCGUUGUCUGUUCUUUUGAUUUUAAAAGGAAUUGUUGUUAUCGUGGUAGGUAACAAUAUUUUAUGAAAUAGUAAUUAGUCUGAUGUUCUAUGGAGAUUAGCGGUUGUGACGUUAUCAAAGUAGAUAAAAAUAUGAUUUCUGCAUAAAUGUUGAAAUAUAAACCGGUAUAUUGACAAAUUUGUAGCGCAUAUAAGGGCAUCGGGCUCUUGGUUUUACUUGG